Paramecium octaurelia is the source of this 1420-nucleotide messenger RNA. The record is from the annotation of a GenBank genome assembly. NCBI's taxonomy places the organism in Eukaryota, Ciliophora, Oligohymenophorea, Peniculida, Parameciidae.
UAAAAUAUGUCACUCAAGUUAUACGGCCCAUCAACUAAUCCUAGACUUAGUCAAGUUCAUCUAGUUGCCGAUCUUCUUUAAAUCCCAGUGGAGGUAGUUGAAGUUGGAUACGAUCAAUGCGAAUCAAAGGAACAUUUGGCAAGAAACCCAUUUGCUAAAAUUCCUGUCAUUGAAACAAAAGAUGGAUUCCUUUAUGAAAGCAAUGCUAUAUGCAGAUACCUUGCUAGAUCAAAAUUAGAAUCAGGAUUAUAUGGGUAUGAUAUUUAGAAUUAUUCUUAAGAGCUACUCCCUUCCAAUAAUCACAGGUUGAUUAAUGGAUUGAUUGGACAGUAAAUGAAUUAGAUCCAAACUUCAUGACUACAUUCCCAUAAUUAUGGGGACAUUAUCCAGUAAAUGAGGAUGCAUUCAAAAAUGCAAAAAACAUCAUCAAUGAUAAAUUAAAAUAAUUGGAGAGUCACUUCAAGAAUUCUUCAUAUUUGGUUGGGGAUAAAUUGACAAUUGCAGAUGUUACUCUUAUUGUAAGAAUUGCUCCAUUUUUCAUUUUAUUGAUUGAUGAGAAAACCAGAAAAUCAUACCCUUCACUUAUGAAAUGGUUCACAGCUGUGUCUGAACUACCUCAAUUCAAAAAAGUAUAAAUCAAACUUAUCUAUAUAGAAUUUCGGAAGAGUUAGAUUAUGCAAGGUUGCCUUCCCAUUACCUAAAUAAGAAGUAUAACCAAAGGAAGAAAAAUAAAAGGAAUAAAAACCAAAAGACGAAAAACCAAAAGAGUAAAAACCAAAAGAUGAAAAACCAAAAGAAUAAAAGUAAAAGGAAUAAAAACCAAAGGAAGCUGAAAAGCCAAAAGAAGCAUAAAAAUAAAAGGCUUAAGAUGAUGAUGAACCACUUGCAGAAAAGAAAAAGAAUCCUUUAGAUUUACUUCCUCCAUCUCCAUUUAAUAUUGAUGACUAUAAAAGGGCCUUCUUUGCUGAAAAGGAUAUUGCCAAGAAUAUUUAAUAACUCUUCACUUAAGUUGACGUUUAAGGUUGGUCUUUAUGGAUUGUCACCUAUAAUAAAUCCCAAAAUGAAGGUAAACAACUUAUUUUAACAAAUAACUUGAUGAAAGGAUUUAUCAAUUAAAGAUUGGAUUAAAAUUUCAGAAAAUACUCGUUUGCUAUUCAUGGUGUUUAUGGUGAUGAACCAAAUUUGGAAAUAAGAGGAGCAUGGCUUUGGAGAGGAACUGAAGUCCCAUAAGAAUGGGUAAUCAUUAUAAUUAAUAAGUUUUUAGAAAGAUCAUGUAGCUUAUGAUUAUCAUGUUUUCAGAAGAAUCGACAUUAACAAUGAGUAAGAUAAGAAAGAUUUCACUGAAUUUUGGGUGAACUAAGAAGAAGAUGUAUCCAAAGUUGGUGAUCUUACAGCCAGAAGCUUGAUGUAUUUCAGAUGA